Oryzias latipes (Japanese medaka) is the source of this 2245-nucleotide messenger RNA. Its product is annotated as aerolysin-like protein. The record is from RefSeq and is a predicted model, not a curated record. Lineage: Eukaryota; Metazoa; Chordata; Actinopteri; Beloniformes; Adrianichthyidae.
GUCUGAGGAGCACUGAGGAGGGAGCCACACUGCCCAGAACCAAAACCCAAGUGCCAAUCAAAGGUGUAACUUUGCUUGGGUGAGAGCUGGAUGGAGAGCAGAACAUCGUUUGGGUCGGUGUGCAAAUUAAUUGGAUUAAUUGGCUCAGGUGCAAUGGGGAGGAUAAUGACAGGCAGUGGCCUCAUGGGGCGCUAAAAAAGGCCAAGAAGCCCUCAUUUGGUCACGUGCAGCAUAUGGCCAUUGGAACCGCCCACUUCCUGUUGCACAUCCGGUUAGCCUCACAGCUCCGGAUGAGAACAACUGGCACAGAUUUUGAUUAGAACCUCUGCAAUUGAGCACGCCUCCAAGGUGACGAACAGUCUGUCUGGGACUUUCUGACGCUCCCGCCCGCCGAACAGCUGUUGCUUUUUGUAUAUUGAAUUUUUAGAAGCAUUUUAAAGAACUGUCACUGCUCGUGUCCAGAAUCCCUGUGGACUCUGACCAGGGUUGUGCCGGGCCAGUGUGCUCCUCGGCUGCCAUUGAGCCUGAGCAAAGGAGGACUAACGGGGCUUCACGCCUGAAUUCUCCCUCGCCACCCACGAGAACAAAACCUCGGCCGCUCUCUUCAUUGAGCAGCACCCUGCGGGCGGAUCUACUCUCACCAGAGUUUCUUCUUUGUUGUUUUAAGAAUUUUAAUACAAUUCUUUUAGAACUGUGUUUUAACUGUGCAUUUUAUUGUGUUAAUCCAUCUUUGGUUUCCCCCCUCCCUCAGUGCUGAGGACUCAGGUGUCAGUCCUGAGUUCUAGGUGGAGGCUUUGCCCCGGUUCGGAGUGACGUGUCCUUGGGUGAAGGGUUCACAAGUGUGUGUGCUCUGCAUCACGUUCUACUUCAAAGAUGUCGUUCCUGGCACCUGUCCUUAUUAUUGGUGGAAACGGCGGUGGUUCUUUUAGUUUUACCGGGGAAAGCAACGGGGCCACGCUAAAGAAGCUGUGGGUGUGGGUGGGAGAGUGGCAGGUGAGGGGCAUCAAGGUUUGGCUGACUGAUGGUCAGGUCCAGGAGUUUGGAAAGCCUGAAGGAGGAUUUUCACAGAUGGAAUUUCAGGAUGGCGAGCAGAUUAAGUCGCUCUCGCUGUGGGGCAAUGGUGCAGGAACUCGCCUAGGCGCCAUCAGAAUCAGGACAACAGCAUCCCAAGAAUUUUUCCCAAAGAUGACCAAGUGGGGUCUGAAAAAAGAGUACCCCAUUGAUGUUGGGUCUGGAAUUUGUCUGGGAGUUUUAGGAAAUGGUGAUAUUGACAUAGAUUGUCUGGCUUUCGUUUUCAUCAACACCAUCCAGUCAACCGAGCUGAUCAACAUUUACUACCCCACCCUCCACCAGGUGAUUCCUCAGGUGGCCACAGAGGAGAUCAAGUCUGUCACUUACACCAAUAACACCGGCGUGCCUCAGUCCUACACAGUUGAAUCCAGUAAAACCAUCACCAAGAAAUCCUCCUGGUCCGUGUCAAACAAAAUGGAAAAGACCUUCAGUUUUGAGGUCACGGCAGGGAUACCAGAGAUGGUCGAAGUGUCUACUGGCUUCAGCUUCACUGUCAGUACAGAAAGCUCCUACGGUCUAGAGAACACCGAUGAGAGGAAGGAGACGUUCUCCUUCCCGGUCAAUGUUUCUCCUGGGAAGACGGUGGAUGUGAAAGUCACCAUUGGCAGAGCCACUGUGGAUCUCCCUUACAUGGCAAAGGCGAAGAUAACCUGCUCCAACGGGAAAACCCUCAAGUUCAACACCAGCGGGAUCUACAAAGGCGUCACCUACACCAACGCUAAAACCAUUGUGACAGAAAAGUGAAUCCGACAGAGGCCGACGCCUUGUGCUAACUUCCUUUCCUCAUUCAGCCAUUAUCUGUCCUCACCUGUACAGAUUAUAUCAUAACUGUGUAGCAACCCAAAGAUGACUAUGUGACCUUUGUGAUCAUUACUGCUCGACUUUACCUGUCCUGGGUUUUGUGUGUAGAUCACUGUCACUAGAAACCCAACGUUCACAGUGUGGUCUACUGUGUCUUCCAUAGUCUUUAGAGAAUUGAUCCAUUGGCCUACGAGAGGCAAUGUCUUCUUUGGAAGUGUCAUGUAAUCAUUGUUCUAAUCCUUGUUCUUAUCUGUGAUCUUUAUCUUGCGCAAAGUUUUUUGUGAAGCGGACACGUUUCUACUGCUAAGUGCUGUGCUGGAGCUAGCUGCUUUUGCUAUCGUCAGCAAUAAAUCUUUGCCUUCCAAUAAGAAAA